UUUUACUCCGAACCAUAUACCCUUCUCAAAAAAAAAAGACACUGAAUGAAUGCUGAACAACUUUUAAGCGCGAACGAUUUCAACCUCGAUCGAGCAUUUGUCAAUGUUUUGGACGGCCAACAAAAGCAAUUGGGAUACAAUUCGCAUAUGGUGUCUGAUCUGGCAUCUUUGGUGCGAUGCAGAAUGAAAUAUCUUGAACGAACAAAGAAUCGGUCAAAAUCGCACGAGUUGGAAUUCCUUACACAAGAACAAUAUGUUUGGGAUCUGCUCGACGUUGUUUCACGGAUACAACCAUCCGAUCCACCAGCAGCACAAUGUUCGGAAAUUAAAGCGUUUAUUGAAACAUUACCGAGCUCAGAAGAUACAUCCAAAGCCGAGGACAUGGUAGCCGAAGUCGAAGAAGAAAUCCGAGAACUUGUCAAAAAGAAUCGACUCUUUGCAAAUGCCAGAGCGCCCAAAACGACUGAAGAGUUCGAGAAGCUUAAUGAAAGACUGUUACGAUCGGUCCGUCGCGGUAAUCACAAAGAAGCGAUCGAGAUAUCUGAAAAUGAGGAUGAGCCAUGGCGGACAAUGCUAUUGACGAAAUAUCUAGAUGAUAUCAACAAAGCAAAAGCUGGGGGUCGGUUGGAUUGGUUACCAGAUCAGCGUACAGCUUGGCGGAAAACAUACAGUGCAAUAAUGUCGCGAGAUGGACUGGGCCAAUAUGAAGCAGCAUUACAUGGUAUCAUUACGGGAGAUAUUACACAUGUGCUCCCUGUAUGUCGUUCUUGGGAAGACGUCAUAUGGACUUUUUACAAUGCACGAGUACAAGAAGCGAUCGAACAUCAAAUAUAUGAUGAUUCAAAGAACCGACAACAACUUUAUCUGUUGACUGACGAAAUCGUCAACAUGGCACGCAAUGAAGAUGAUAGUGAACGUGACACCGGUCUUUCGUUUUUUCAUAAUAUCGCUUUGGCGAUCUUGACUGGCAACAUUUCUCGGUUUAUUACAAGUUUGAAUAUUGCUAAAAGUUUCGAUCCAAACACACGCGAACAUGCAUUACGAUGCAUUGCGGCAUUAAUAGUGUACUACAACGAACAUAUGAAAGAGCCUAUGACAAAGGAAGCAAACGACAUCAUUCGACACUAUGCAGAGCUUAAUGGAAAACCAAAUACCCUUCGACCCAAAAUCCUUGCGUACUAUGCAUCGCACCUACCAAAGACGUCCCAGAUCGAGCUCGUUUCCGAUUUUUUAUCCAAUUAUAGUUGGGACGAGGAUGAGCAAUCGAUUCUAUUUGAUAUGGGAAGACAAUUUGAGUUGGAUAUUGUGUCGAUCGCACGACGGACAGCAGCAAAAGAAAUCAACGCUUAUUUGGAGGAAGAAAAGACAAGUUCAGCACAACGACCCCGUGCUAUUCGCUUUGACGAUGACAUCUCCGAACGUGCUAAGCGGUGCUUACGCAGCUUUAAAUGGCUAUUAAUGGACGAGGCGCUAUACUUUGACGCGGUCUCUUUUGCCAAUCAGCUUAUCCAACAUGCUUUAGCCACGCAUCGUAGUCAGCUGGCGGAAGCUGUACUUGCUGCAGUGCCUGUUUCUGUAACGAACCUAUGCAUGCUACAGCUUGGAAAAGCAAGCCGUAAAUUUCCUGAUGAACUUUGCACUCUUGAGAAAUAUCGCCAAUUGUUACUGACCAAAUAAUAAAACAAGAAGGAAUUCUGCACUGUGUAAACGUCGUUGGAAAAUAUACCUUGUGAAAAUGUAUGCAAACAACGGCAGAUAUAUAAUCAGACUCUUUUCCCUUUUCCAACAAACACCUUGCCAUAAACGGCAUGAGCUUAUUACUACUCUUUAGAAAGCUUGUUUUUCGGAGACCUUUCAG
This is a messenger RNA of Zychaea mexicana, 1858 nucleotides long. RefSeq names its product 107-domain-containing protein. Gene Ontology annotation, biological process: post-transcriptional tethering of RNA polymerase II gene DNA at nuclear periphery; protein import into nucleus; mRNA export from nucleus. NCBI's taxonomy places the organism in Eukaryota, Fungi, Mucoromycota, Mucoromycetes, Mucorales, Lichtheimiaceae. Bases 46 to 1677 code for a protein of 543 amino acids. Gene Ontology annotation, cellular component: nuclear pore; nuclear pore outer ring. The transcript is spliced from 13 exons. The record is from RefSeq and is a predicted model, not a curated record. Gene Ontology annotation, molecular function: structural constituent of nuclear pore.